UAAUAAAUUAUGAAAUCAUUGUUGCUUUGGAAAAACUAGGUUAUUCAUAUUAUUUGGGAAUUUGUGAAUUCGCUUCUUAUUCUUAUAGUUCACUCAAUUUGAAUUUAUUUGAACUGUUCAUAAACUUGAACUCACGUUUUGAAAUACUAUAUUUUCCUAAUCGAUUUUGUGUUUCAAAAGCAUGUUCUCUGCAAAAACGAUGUUAUUAGGCCUACGAUCUUUGAAUAUAUCACUUGAGUAGAGAAUACUGUGAAUAUUUUACUCAGCUUUUGAACAACACAGUUCAAAAUAUUUGUAGGCCUAUGGAAAAGAGGUGCAAAAAAAACAAACAAUAUGAAUAUGUUCCAGGCUAUCGGCAGUGCUUUGGAUCAAACCCUCAAAUCAAACCCUAAUUCAGUGGUAUUUGGGGAAGAUGUUGCAUUUGGAGGUGUAUUCCGUUGUUCAAUGGGGCUGCAAGAGAAAUAUGGCAGACAAAGAGUGUUCAAUACACCUCUUUGUGAGCAAGGAAUUGCAGGUUUCGGGAUAGGCUUGGCAGUAACUGGAACAACAGCCAUAGCUGAAAUCCAAUUCGCAGACUACAUGUUCCCUGCAUUUGACCAGAUAAUGAAUGAGGCAGCGAAAUACAGAUACAGGAGCGGCAACGAAUUUAAUUGCGGCAAGUUGACAAUCAGAGCUCCGUGUGGUGCGGUGGGGCACGGCGCUCUUUAUCACUCGCAGAGUCCAGAGGCAUACUUCUCUCACACACCUGGCCUUAAAGUUGUAAUUCCAAGCUCACCAGUCAAAGCAAAAGGUCUUCUACUAUCUUGUAUUAAGGAUGGCGAUCCAUGUAUUUUCCUUGAGCCGAAAGUGCUCUACAGAAGUAUUACUGAAGAAGUACCUGAAGAGCCGUUUGAAUUGCCUUUGGGAAAGGCAGACAUCAUCCGUAAAGGUGAUGCUGUAACAUUGAUAGGAUGGGGCACCCAGGUACAUGUUCUGAUUGAGACGGCUGACUUGGCUCGUCAACAACUUGGAAUAAAUUGUGAGGUUAUUGAUCUUAUUUCAAUUCUACCUUGGGACUUCGAAGCUGUAUGCAACUCUGUGAAGAAAACUGGACGAGUGAUAAUAGCUCAUGAAGCACCGUUGACUAGUGGAUUUGGAGCCGAAAUGGCAGCAACAAUUCAGGAGGAGUGCUUCUUGUACCUGGAGGCGCCUGUACAGAGAGUGACUGGCUUCGACACACCUUUUCCUCAUGUAUUCGAGCCUUUCUACCUUCCCAAUAAAUGGCGGUGUUUUCAUGCCAUCAAAGACAUCAUGAAAUAUUAGUGGUAGCUACAAAAUAAAUUCAAAAUUUGGAUUUGAGUGGUCUAAUUUAAUAGAUGAAAUUUUAUUAUUUCUAUAUGUUAAAAAUACUUGUUGAUUAAUAACUAAUUAUUUAUCACUCUAGACUUUUACGAUCAUUUUUGUAUUUCUUAUUGAAGUUUUCAAAUUUGAAAUGUGAAUGUUAAAUAUACAUAUAUGCGAAUUGUAUAUGUAAUAUUCUAAUUUAUAACAAGAUUGAUAGUAAACAUCGUUGUUGAACCUUCAAAUUCAUUUUGAUUUGGCAGUAUUUAAGUAGGAGGAGUAUUGUACUCUACUCAACGUUUUUUCUUUCUCAACUGUGAGUAGCCUACAUGAUUCAAUAAAUAAAUAGUCUAUAAAUUUUGGAUUUUCGAAAGUUGUACAUAAAUGACUAAAGUUGGCUCAUUGGGCAGUUGAGUCUUGGACUUACAUUUGCAAGGCAUUCAAAAAAAAAUUAACUAUGGUUCACAAGAUCUAAUGAUGUACUUAAUAAAACUCCAUUAUAAAUGGAAACUUGAAAAUUUUAUUAAUGAGGAAAAAAUCCUAAUUUCAAACACUCUAUACUUCCGUUGAACGAGUAACCGCUGAAGACUAGUUUUCCUAAUCAUAAGCUACCAACUAUCAGCUUCAAAUUGAUUUGUAGCCUGAAGAAAAUGUCAAUUUCCUGAAAUCAAGGGAUGAUAUAUUGUAUUUUGGAGACAUAAAUUUGCAAUUUGAAGAUGAAAAAUAUUUUAACAUUCCCCCAGUAUUUUGGAGCCCAACUGAAAAUAUGGACCUAUUCAAGUAUUCAUCUUUCAUCAUCAUAUUAUCAUCAUCCUACCCACUAUCCACUCACAAGCCCAGCUAGGAUUCGUGAGCUCUCACUCUCAAAAAAAUAUACUUGGUGCAUUUAGUGAUUUCUAAAAUAUUUGGAAAAUGAGAUUGAUUCAUUGAUUGAUAUUAAAUUUUCCAUUAUAUUCCAAUACAUAAUUGUGAUGAUAUUAUAGUAGGCGUUUCUUGUAAGAAUAUUUGAUAAUACUCCCUAUCAAGAUCUGGUAUUCUAGUAUCGUAUUCAAUUACCUUUAUCUCUAACAGUUUCUCAAAUCUUUACCAGAUAUCAUCUGCAAUACAAAAUUAGUCAGCAUUCCAUUUCACAAUUUAUUCAACUCUUCAUAAGACUCUCGAGUUUACAUACCAUGAUAUCCACAUAGAGAUUAAGUCUAUAAUAUUACGUUGAUAUCAGACUACUCUGACACAAUUUUAAAAGGAAGCAAAGUGAAAUUGAUUGACAAAUUUCAUUUUUGACAUUACCAUCAAUCUUAUGUCAUGAGCAUUAAGUGUUCCUUUUCUUGUGUGGCGUGAGUGACCUACUUAAGGUAACUGACUGAACUACCUAUUGAUAUGUAGGGCAAGUAUUUCAAAAUGUUCUCUUUACAAGUUAGGACAUGAUCAGUUAUUUCCAAUAAAUAGUUCUAUUUUUUCCUCCCAUCGCUUUCUAUAAUAAUAUGAAUGAUUUAAAAGUAAAGUUUAUUGAUACCGUAUAUGGAUUUUUCUCUAGUUUAAAAUAAACUCUUGAAUAGCAGGCAGAAUUCUUUAUUCAUUUUUGAAAAUGACACUGAUGUAAAUAACACUGGUACCGUAGAUAAAAUAAUAAGGAAAACAUAAUUUUAUGGAAUGAAUAAAUAUUGAAUAUAAAUCGUUCAAGAAUCCACGAACCAGGAAUUGAAAUGUAUUUUAGAGGAAUUAAACUCAGAGGGGUUCAACUCAAAAUGUCUUACAAAAAUUGCACUUUUUAGUCCAAAUUAAGUUUUAAUGCCAACUUAUCCUUCCUUCAAGAGUUAACUUAUUACUAGCAGAUGACAUUUUUAUGGAACACAUAACCAAAAAAUUGAUUUUUUCAAUCGUCAAAUUUGUUCAUCAUUAUAAACCUUUUGAUUGAUUUCCAAUUUUAUUGCUAGGCGAAUUUGGAAUUUACCAUUUUUGUGAUUCACAGUCAUGCUUCGAGACUAUAUUUUUAACGUUUUUAAUGGGCUAUCUAAUUAUAUCGCCUUAUUGGUGGUAAUUGUGUUUCGAAAAGGUGGAAGAUUGGGUAGAAAUGAGAAGUGGUAUUAUGGAGAAGACAAAUUAGAAGUUAUAAACGAAUAUAAGUACCUUGGAAUAGCAUUUACCUCUGCCCUGUCUAUGCGUUCGCAUUUCAAAAAUAAGGUGACUGCAGCCAAAUAUGGUAAACAGUGUUUGGCGACAGCUUAUUUUAAAUGACAAGGUACCAAUUUCAUCGAAGUGGCAUGUCUGUAAUGCGGCAAGUAGAGCUGUUGUCACAUAUGCCGCGGAGAUGUGGGGGUAUAUUGAAUCGGAGGAACUUGAACGUUUUGGACGGUUUUCCAUAAAAAGAUUGCUCUCCCUGCCAAGGAAUACUCCUGACUAUGUGUUAUACUUGAAAUCAGGGGUGGAUAAAAUGUGGUUGACUACCUUAUGCCAGCAUUUUAAUUAUAUAUUGAAAACUUUGGCUAUGCCAUCCAAACGAUUCCCACGAAUUAUUUCGGAAAUUUUUAUUAGAGAGAAAUGUGGCUGGUAUGCAUUGGCUAGAGUUGUGUCGGGAGUAUGAGGUAGAU
This is a messenger RNA of Nilaparvata lugens (brown planthopper), 3908 nucleotides long. RefSeq names its product 2-oxoisovalerate dehydrogenase subunit beta, mitochondrial (gene BckdhB). The record is from RefSeq and is a predicted model, not a curated record. The transcript is spliced from 8 exons. Lineage: Eukaryota; Metazoa; Arthropoda; Insecta; Hemiptera; Delphacidae. The coding region runs from base 334 to 1302 and encodes 322 amino acids. Gene Ontology annotation, biological process: branched-chain amino acid catabolic process; response to nutrient. Gene Ontology annotation, molecular function: catalytic activity.